CACCAAACCACCGCGUUGGUAAAACCAUCAAGUGUCAAACGAGAAGAAAGUCGAGAUUGAUCGAGACCGGGUUGAUGUUGUUUCAGGCUGGGGGGCGAGUGGAGGAGCGAUUCGUGGCCGGUGGAGCGCGCGGGUGUUUUUUUUUAUGGGGCCAAGAGAGGCUUUGCCCUGGCAGCACAGCACAUCUUCAUGGUUGGCUUAAAAUAGAUUGAUAGACGUUCGUACUCAGGCUCAGCCUGAGUCUGACCCUCUCCUGACGUGCUUCGUGUUUUGUCUUUCCAUCUUCAUUCCACUCCAAUACUCAUUCUUUCUUGCUGGCUCAAGAAACAGCCCUGGAUACAUUCCUGAGGAACGAAUGCCGGCCGAGUGCGGUAUGCCAACGCCCACACCUUGACUUCGAUCGCCGUGAUUGUUUACGACACCAACAUCUGACACCUCUCUUCUGAACACAACCGUCGACAUCGCAACCAUGCGUCGCAAGUCCGUCAAACCCUCCGAAUACCCGGCCCUGCCCUUCCACAUCAUCCGUUUUACCGUCUUCGUUUCCUCUCUCGUUGUCGCCAUCAUCCUCGCCGUCUUUGCCUACAACCUCCACAAUGCUGAUCAGAAAUUCCCUUGGGCCUUCCUCAUUCUGAUAAUCGCCGCGUUCCUGUCUCUUCUAAACCUCAUCCUAACCACCCUCAUCCACUGCUGCUAUGGCCUCUCUCCACGCCUCUCCCUAGUCACAAACUCCAUCGUCUUCGUCGUCUGGGCUGUCGCCUUCAUUCUCCUUGCCUGGGCGCUCUCGCACACAAUCCUAACAACAUGUAACGCAACUUAUUGGGCCACAUCAACAGGCAUCUCCGUCUGUCGGACAUUCAAGGCCCUCUUCACAUUCACCAUCAUCGGCGCCUUCGGCCUCGUCGCAUCCAUAAUUCUCGAUGUCGUCGCCUACCGUCGUCAAACUAGACUGGGCGAGUACGACCCCAUGGCUCUCGAAGGGCACAACCUGGCAGAGUAUAAGACUGGCACGCAUAAUCGGGACCCCAGCACCCUUUCGGACUCGUUCCCGCAUUCGAAUAUGGGCCCGGUGAUGAUGGAGGACGAUCGCUCGCCGCUUGUUUCUAAUGGGAGAUAUGAGAGUACGCCUGCGCAUUAUAGAGGGCGUUCGGAGUCGAUGGAUAUUGGCGAGAGCAGACCGGCGCAUCAGCCGCCGCCGUCGUAUACUAGUGACCCGUAUUCUGAUGGGCCGGCCCCGCACUCGCAGCCGCAACAGAUGUACCCGGGGACGAGGAUGAGUGCUUACGAUAAUUUCUAUAGGCAGCAAACGAGUUCUGAUCCUGUGAUGUAUAGGUGAAAAGUUGGAACUGGGUCAGUGGGUUAUUAGCAAAACUUCCAUUGACAUUGCUUUAGUUGUCGUGGCUUUACUUCUUUGUUGACUUGACGACAGUGCUGCGUUUUGCGAGGUUUAUAUCUAUGGUCUUCUAUAUUAUGGCUUUGAAUUUUUUAUAUAUUUUCCCCUAUGGGUACUCUCCAUGGUGGAAAGGCUUGCGGACAUUCAUGAUAUCAAUAUUGAGCGAGAACCUUAGUUAGAUAAUUUUAUAAUCGACAAUAUACAGAAUCCAUCGUACUACUCAGUGC
This is a messenger RNA of Aspergillus versicolor CBS 583.65, 1620 nucleotides long. RefSeq lists its product as uncharacterized. The record is from RefSeq and is a predicted model, not a curated record. The transcript is spliced from 2 exons. Lineage: Eukaryota; Fungi; Ascomycota; Eurotiomycetes; Eurotiales; Aspergillaceae. The coding region runs from base 470 to 1336 and encodes 288 amino acids.